Messenger RNA from Acanthoscelides obtectus, 5632 nucleotides. Lineage: Eukaryota; Metazoa; Arthropoda; Insecta; Coleoptera; Chrysomelidae. The record is from the annotation of a GenBank genome assembly.
GUCUAAAAUAAGAUACCGUAGAAUAAGAGCCGUAACACCACUUUCGCUCAUCUACAGCUCAGCGUUAGUAUACGUUAGGCAACCAAUCUAACGAUGUUUAUAACAACACGUAUAAUUAUUGUUAAUGUAACAGUUCCUACAGAUUACGAUAUCACGUUAUAACCUAGAUUUUAUCUACUAUCGUCGAGUUCUCUCAGGUCGCACUUCAAACGCAGUACGGGAAGAUAACCUAUCUUUCGAUGUACUGAAAAACCAUCACAAAGUGAAACCAACAAAGGCCUCUUUCAAUAUACUCGUACGGGAAAAAUUAAGAACAUGUGAGUCACAGCUAAGGCAGUGCUAAAACAAAAGUGGUUAGUGGAAGGUGCGCGAUAUUAUAGUACGUGAAUCAAGGGUGACCAUGGCGGGAAACUCCGGAAUGGAACAGCUGAUUCCGAUUGUGAACAAAUUACAGGACGCUUUUUCACAAUUGGGCGUGAGCUUGACUUUGGAACUGCCCCAAAUCGCUGUGGUCGGAGGACAGUCCGCUGGGAAAAGCUCCGUUUUGGAGAACUUCGUUGGCAGGGAUUUUCUACCUCGAGGCACCGGCAUAGUUACCAGAAGACCCCUAAUUUUACAGCUCAUCAACUCCAAAUAUGAAUAUGCCGAAUUCAUACAUUGCAAAAACAAAAAAUUUACGGAUUUUGAUGAGGUUAGGAAAGAGAUUGAAGCAGAAACAAAUAGAGUAACUGGACACAAUAAAGGGAUAUCCAGCAUACCUAUCAACCUACGGGUAUAUUCACCCAAUGUUUUAAAUUUAACCCUAAUCGAUUUGCCCGGAAUGACAAAAGUACCUAUAGGAGAUCAGCCACUAGAUAUUGAGAUGCAAAUUAGGGAUAUGAUUUUGCAGUUCAUCAGGAAAGAGUCCUGCCUCAUCUUAGCAGUAACUCCUGCCAAUCAGGACUUGGCUAACUCGGAUGCUCUCCAGAUUGCUAGGGAGGUAGAUCCUAGAGGUUUUAGAACUAUAGGAGUUAUAACAAAGUUAGAUCUAAUGGAUGAAGGAACCGAUGCUAGAGAAAUUUUAGAAAAUAGGCUUCUACCCCUUCGAAGAGGAUACAUUGGUGUGAUAAACAGGUCGCAGGUUGAUAUUGAUAGAAGAAAAGAUAUCCAAGCGGCCAUGGCAGCGGAGCAGAAGUUUUUCUUAAGUCAUCCUGCAUACCGCCAUUUGGCCAGUAAAAUGGGCACACCUUACCUACAGAAAACUUUAAAUCAACAGCUGACCACUCACAUACGAAACACACUACCGGCACUUAGGGAUAAACUACAGAAACAGUACACUAUUCUGGACAAAGAGUUAGGAGAUUUCAAAAACCUUAGUCCAGAUGAUCCCAGCGUGAAAGCCAAAGCCAUGUUACAGAUGAUUCAGCAUUUCGCCAUCUGUUUCGAAAAAAUUCUGGAAGGCUCGAGAUCUGAUGACGUCAACACAGUUGAACUAUCUGGCGGGGCAAAAAUCAACUGCCUGUUUCACGAACGAUUCCCGUACGAGAUAGUCAAAAUGGAAUUCGAUGAAAUUGAACUGCGAAGAGAGAUUGGUAUUGCUAUUGUUAAUAUACACGGCGUUAGGAUCGGUCUGUUCACUCCUGAUCUAGCAUUCGAUGCAAUUGUAAAAAAGCAAAUUGCCCGACUUAGGGAGCCUUGCAUGAAAAUAGUGGAUCUAGUCGUAAAUGAACUUUCAAAUAUUAUACACACCUGUGCAGAUUCCAUAUCUCGAUUUCCAAGACUGAGAGAGGUAAUAGAGAGGUUAAUUACAGCACAUAUAGGAAAAAGAGAGAUGGCAUGCAAGGAUCAGUUAUCAGUAUAUAUAGACUGUCAGCUGUCCUAUAUGAACACGAACCAUGAGGAUUUUAUAGGAUUUGCAAAUGCAGAAAACCAAGCGAUAACGUCAUCCAGCAACAAUAGCUUGGGCAACCAAGUGAUAAGGAAAGGUUUUCUAGUCCUACACAACAUCAGCUUCUUACGUGGGAGGAGUUUUUGGUUUGUGUUAUCAUCGGAUAAUUUGGCGUGGUACAAAGAUGAAUCAGAAAAAGAAAUACAGUACAUCCUUCCACUGAACAAACUGAAGAUGAGAGACGUCGAAACCAGAAUUAUGUCUAGGAAACCCACCUUUGGUUUGUUCUAUCCAAGCGGCGCCAAUGUUUAUAAGGACUACAAACAACUAGAACUGAGUUCGGAAUCUGCUGAUGAGUUGGAUUCCUGGAAAGCAUCAUUCCUAAGAGCUGGAGUUUAUCCAGAGAAGGAUAAUGAUGCAAUUAUCGAAGAUGGCGAGAAAGAGACGAUGGAAAAAGAUAAUAUGGACCCUCAACUCAAACGUCAAGUAGAGAUAAUCCGCAAUCUAGUCGAAAGCUAUAUGAAAAUCGUCACGAAGUCUAUCAAGGACAUGGUGCCGAAGAUGAUAACGUACAUGAUCUUGAGCAAUACCAAAAGAUUCAUCUUUGAUGAACUACUUGUAUACGUAUAUGCGAACGACGACCAAAUGGAAUUAUUGGAAGAAUCUCCAGAGGCGGUGAAGAGUAGGGAAGAGAAAAUGGCGAUGUACAGGGCGUGCAAAUCGGCGCUGGACAUAAUUGGCGACUGUUCGCUCCAGAUCGCCACCAAGACAAAUGGAGUUGAAGACGAGAGGAUAUAUGGAAAAGUACAACAAUUGCAUCAUCCAGAGCCACCCAAACCGUCGACUGCAGUUAAGAAGAUUUACAGAAUGUCAACGCCACCCCCGAUAGCGACAAGACCGGCUCCGCCUCCCCCUCCCUCAGGUGCAAACAAAGAUAAACGAAAACGAUUUUCACUCGUUCCUCGUUUUUUCGUUGCAUCUGUUCCAUAAUCAUGUUUGUCUCUGAUAACAACUCUCUACUAACCGGGUAAGAUGAGUGUAUGUAUGUUUCGUGACGUUUGUGAUGUCCGUACUAUGUAAAGUGGAGUAAAAACAGCAUUUACUAACCCUUUUUUCUUAUUGCAACAUAUAGGCACGAUGUUCAUUGAUACCUAAAAUGUCUGUGUAUAGGCAUAGAAAAGCCGUCCAGGGGCGUGUUCUCGAUUCUCCCAUUCGAUAUUUUUCAUUCCACAUAAUUUGGCGAGAUUUUAUCACCGUUCGAUAAAAUGGCAUAAGCGAGAAUAUUUCGCAUGCGACACUGAUGUCGAACACCGAUUUGCUGAAGCGUUCGACAUUUUCCUGCGACAAAUCUCGAAUGCGAUACUCGAGGACACGCCCCCAGCUGCAGUUGCUGUAAGAUUUUGCUCUGAUAGUACUGAUCAAAAUUGAUGAUUGUAUCAGGUCGCCGUUGUCUUUUUUCGUAUUUCAGAAAGUGAUGGAAAUGAUUUCCCUUCUCAAAAGUCAUAUAAUUAUUACUAUCGAUUUGUUUCAAUUAGUUGCAUUAAACAGUUCGAAAGAAAGCAGCGAAUGUAACUUCUGAACCUCAUCAGGCGCCUGACUUUCUUCGUCACCAGUGUCACCAUAAAUUCUUCACCGACUAAACGAUAUUUACAACAUAUGUUAGCAAUAUGUUUGACUUGUGGCCGAAUCGUCAGCCGCUCCUUCAAUUGUAGGAAGCUUUUAUGGCCUCCUUGAUUUUCAUAGUUUUUCCUACCCUUCAGAAGGGCAGGGGUAUUUCUACCUUUCUACUGUUUCAUGUCAGCGCUCUAUUUUUAGGUUAUAUUUUCAUUUUGAAUUCUACAAAACUUCAGGCCGAUAAAACCUGAUUUUUAACAUCUGUUUUACCAGCCUGAAAUUUCUUAAGAUUAAAAAAAAACAUAAGUGACGCUGGAACGGAACAGUAGAAACCUAGAAAUACCUCAGCCUUUCUGAAACAGAGAGAAAUACUAUGCAAAUCAAGCAGGCCAUAAAGGCGUCUUACAAUUGAAGUCACAAGUGGAUAAAGCUGUCAUGUAACAAAAUGAUUGUGUGUGCAAAAUUGACUUUAAACGUUUUUUGUUGGGACUUUUUACUUUAUUGACAUUUUAAAUAUUUAGUUUAAUUAGUUUGAUAUUAUCUUGUUUUUGCAACAGGAUGAAAAAGUCACUCCUUAAGGGUACUUGAAUGCAAGAAAAGCAAUUUUAAAAAAAAUGUUACAUGACAACCUUAUCCACGACUGACGAUACGGCCCUUAGAUAAUAACAUCCAGUUAGAAGAUAUUUUAUUAGGUAUGUAGUGUCCUCAAGACAUUAAGCACAAAGUUUUUAUGUGUACCUCAUCUUAAUGUAGGAUUGGCCGAAAUCAGUAACACCACAGAGUGCUUUUCAUUUUGGAGCUUUUGAAGACAUAUACAUCUGUUCAGCAUGAAAUUGAUGCAAUACUGCUUAUUGUAUCGAAUGUCAUAACGUGUAAUUCUUAACCAAACCUUUACUAAUGUGGAGUAUGAGUCUGUGUACGUUUAGUGACGUUUGUGACAUUCAUACUAUGUAAAAUUGGGUGAAAACAUGAUGUAAUGAAGAAAUUACAACUUCAGUCCAUUGGCUAACACUUUUUCUUAACUUGAUGCGAAAUAUGCAACACCUAUUGUUAAGGGGCUUGUGGUUAUUGACAAAAUGCACGCAUAAGUAUAGAAAAAUCGUCCAGGGGGGUGUUCUCGAAUCUCGCACUCGACGUUUUGUAUUCCACAAAAUAUUGUAAAGCUAACGGCCGUAUCGUCAUUCGUUCCUACAAUUAUUGUAGGACGCCUUAAUGAUUUUCCUAGUUUUCUAUUGUUCCGUCUUAGAGCUCUGUUUUGAGGAUAUGUCACAAGUAUCUAUUUGCAUCAAAUUGUUCAUGCUUUUGAUUUACGUCAUCUAUUUUAUCAGCCUGAAAUUUCCUACAAUUCAAAAAGAAAACAUAACCUCACAAUAGGAGAACGCUGACGCUGACACGGAACAGUAUAAAUCUAGGAAUACCCCAGCCUUUCUGAAGGAGAGAAAAUACUAUGAAAAUCAAGGAGGCCAUAAAGGCGUCCUACAAUUGUAGGAACGACUGACGAUACGGCCCUAAGACCUUUACAAAAGUGACACCGCAGUGACGUACGAUGGCAAAUAUCACAAAAAUAAAAUUCCAUUGUUGAAAGCGAGAAUAUAUCGCAUGCGACAUUGAAGUCGAAACGAGAACACUAAUUUGUUGAAGCGUUCGACAUUUUCUUGUGACAAAUGUCGAAUGCGACACUCGAGACCCCCCCCCCAAAUUGAUAAUGUGUGGUGGAAUUAUGUAUGAAAACAUUACUACGUUAUUUACAACAGCAUUUGUAAGUAAUCUGUCUGAGUUAGAAAAUAACAUCGAGUUAGAAAAUACUUUUUUAUUUAAGUAGUGUUCUCAGGGCAUUAAGCACAAGAUAUUUAUGUAUACCUUAGGACUAUAGGACCCAGGCUUGGCUGAAAUCAUUAGCAGCACAAAGUGACUGUGGAGCCAUUGGAGACACAUACUAUGCGUCCUGAAAUUGAUGUAAUACUUCUUUUUUGUAUCAACAGUCAUAACGUGUCAUUCUUAACCAAACAGUAUUAAAAAUGUAUAAGAGAAAUGUGCAUUUCUAAAUGACUGACGAUGAAAUAAGCAUUUUAUACGUAUACAUUGUUAUAUAUUUGUUGUUUAUAUAGAAUUGUACAUUGUAAUGAAACACAUAUGAUUUUAUUAAACGUG